GAACGAACGGACGAAUAAGAAAAGCUUCUCCUUUUUUUAAACAAUAAACCUCAAGGGCAAACAAAGCAGAGCUGGAAAGAUGCUUAGAAAAAAGAACAAUUACGUAAAUGCCUAAGAGUGUACGAAAAUGGUAUAUGAAAAAAUUUAUAAAGUGAAAAGAAGCAGAAGAAGGAAUUUACUCGAUAUAAAUCCCAAAAGUAAGCAAAAUUAAGAGAAAAAAAAAAAAAAAAAUCCCUCGACAAGCGCAAGAAAAAAAAAAAAAAAUAGCAUGCACAUAUACAGCACAUAAUAUUAUAUAUAGAGCAACGAACAGCAAGAAAAAAUAACUUAACAUGUGGUGACGAACAACCACAGAAAGUCCAGUGGCAAAUUGAGCAAAGAGAGAACAAUCUACUUAAGCCCCCACAGCAAGGUGUUAGGCAAAAUAGUAUAGAAAAGUGCUAGCACAAAUGUAUAGCAGCGCAUAACGCAUAUGUCGCAAUGUAACAUUUUUAUAUUUCUGGUUACCUCUUCAGAAAAUGAGAUGUUAAACUCUCUUUUUAAAGUCCCAUAAACACGUUCGCACAAAAUGAUGCCGAGAAGCGAAAAGCAAAGUGAAGAGGACGAUUGGGAACUGCAUCCAUUAUUCUUAUCGAAAAUCCCAAACAAAAAGGACAUAAAUAAGAACCAAGCUCUCUCAGCGUUGAUAACAUUGAUCAAUGAAGAAGAAGAAAAGGAAGUGUUCAGUUACGAACCGAGAAGAAAAAAUCUAAAAAAAAAAAUCACAGAGAAAGGCCAAAUUAUCUACAAAAAAGAUAGGCGCAAUUUUUACGAACCCUAUCAGCAGAACAAAAAUGAUAAGAUAAAUUAUUUUGAAAAAAAGACCCUCGGUGGACAUUCGGAUGUCAGUAAGGAGGAGGAGGUGAUGGACGUGGAAGUGGACGAAGAAGGUACCCCUCUGACUGCUGCACAACAGGGAGGGGACCAUUCUGGCCAAAAUGUGAGCAGCAGCCAGCAGGCCACGGACGAAACUUCCAUAGGCGAAGUGCUGGUGUGCCUGUCGAUGAUCAAUUUGAAGUAG
Plasmodium vivax (malaria parasite P. vivax) is the source of this 1060-nucleotide messenger RNA. RefSeq lists its product as hypothetical. The record is from RefSeq and is a predicted model, not a curated record. The coding region runs from base 569 to 1060 and encodes 163 amino acids. The transcript has a single exon. NCBI's taxonomy places the organism in Eukaryota, Apicomplexa, Aconoidasida, Haemosporida, Plasmodiidae.